GGGUAAAAGUACGCAACAUGCAAACAAGUCCUGCAUAAACUUGACGAUUUUGACGGAAACAUCGUCACAAGAUUGAAAGUUGAGAAGUUGUGUUUUUCUCUGAAACCUUUCCGUCCACGUUAAGUAUUUUUGCUACUUCAUUGCAUCCAACUAUCUAUAAAAGACCAUACAAUUUUUGAAUAAAUCAUAUGGUGUAAAACAGCUGUUGUUGAAGAAAUGGCGACGACACGGGGGACUUUGACCGCUAACUUCCGGGUUCAACGGCAAUGCUCUGUGUUUGUGAUUUUGAUCAUCAUAUACGAGAUCGUCAUUAUUUCAGGCAAUGUAGUACAUCUAACGAUGGUCACACCCACACCCUAUGGAGCGGGGAGGAGUCGAGUCAGUUUCAGCUGUUUCCGUAGCAGCCCCGAUACUAAUGUUGAUCUGAGCUUCGGCAGACCCUUCAUGAUUGGUAUCCCAGGAUCUACAAUUCAGUCAGCUACUACCCUUCCUGAUGGUUCUUUGACCUACUUGUCUACAACACCAUCUUAUGUGACACGGCAACUGCCUGACAGUGCUGAUUCUACUGGGUUGUUUUACUGCGAGGGAUCCAAUUCAGGAAUGACAACCAGGGUGUACAGCAUUAUCCACUCUUAUACCAGAAGUUUUGAGCCAGUUGAUGGAUUGGUGACAAAGACUAUCAACAAAGGAGAAGAUGUUACUCUGUCAGUCAGCUCGGUUAAUGGCCUGGGUACUGGUCCUGUAUGGCGUCGGAUUAGAAAUGGAAUUGUUGAUGAUUUGAACAGUGUAUCUGGUCAGAAUACACUUACAAUAACAUUAUCCUCUGUGGAUGUAAUGGAUGGUGAUUUGUUUGCUGUGGUACAGACAGGUGUGACAACACGUGAUAAUCAUUUUGGAAUGAUCAGACUUAUAGUCAGAGGUUGCUCUGCUGGUCAAUGGGGUCCUCCUGCCUGUACUGGGAGAUGUAAUCAAUGCUACAAUGGAGGAGUGUGUGAUGAUGAGACAGGACAAUGCAUCUGUGCACCAGGAUUCAGCGGAACAAACUGCCUUACAGCUUGUGGUAUGCAUAAAUUCGGGUGGGCGUGUGAGUUUCAAUGUGGAUUUGGUAACCUCGUCGCUAGCUGCACAGGGAGUCAGUUUGGUUUACCAGAUCCCUAUGGAUCCAGCUGCAUCUCUGGAUAUUCAGGCAGAGACUGUGAUACAGAAUGUACUGCCGGAAAGUUUGGUGCUGGGUGUACAGAGACAUGUCACUGUCAAUCAGGAGGAACAUGUAAUGUCUACACAGGUGCGUGCAGCUCAGGAUGUGCAACAGGAUGGUCUGGUCGGAGUUGUCAAGUUCAAGGUUCAGCAGCAGUAAUUGUCAAUGACUGCCCAGUUCAAGGAGUGACUGCUACAGCACCUACUGGAACAACAUCAAUGGUCGUCAGUUGGACAGAACCAACAGCAACUGAUGCAUUUGGUCAACCAGUAUUCUACAGCAGCAGGAGUCAUCCACCCGGGCAAUCUUUCACAGUUGGCCAAUCUUUUCAAGUUACAUACACAUUUUCUGCAAACUCUGGACCCAUCCAUACCUGCAGUUUCACCGUAACUGUUAAUCUCCCAGUGAAUAUAGUCGGCUGCCCUACAUGGACAGUGACUGUUCCAGGAGUUUCAGCAACCCAAGCGACAUGGACAGAACCAACAGCAACUGAUGCUUCUGGUCGGCAAAUAACAAACAUCAUGAAGUCUCAUCAGCCUGGAGAUGUCUUCAAUAUCGAACAAAGUACUCAAGUAACCUACACAUUUACAGCUAGCUCUGGUGACCAGGCUACAUGCGUCUUUAAUGUGUCUGUCUACCGUGCCGUGAACAUCAUGAACUGCCCAAGCCCAGGAGUGACUGUAACUGAGACUAUACACGUAGGAGUAACAAGAAUACCUGUCAGUUGGACAGAACCAACAGCAACUGAUAGGUACAAUCAACUCAUAACAAACAUCAUGAAGACUCAUCAGCCUGGCGAUUCAUUCAACGUUGGUGAAUCAAUUGCAGUCAUCUACACCUUUAUUGAUGAUACCUCAGGGCUCCAGGAUACCUGUACCUUCAGUGUGACUGUAAACCUGGAUAACAUACCACCGGUAGUAGCAUGCCCAGACAACAUUGCCUUUGAGGUUCCCUUUGGUGCUAAUGGCAGGCAGGUUACCUGGCAACAACCCACUGUCUCUGACAAUUCUGGAAACUUCUUUUUCGUGUCAAGUUCCAACAAUCCCAAUGACUUCUUCUCAGUUGGCAGUACCAUAGUAACAUACACCUACAGAGAUGGUUCCAACAAUCAGAAUAGCUGCAGUUUCACAGUGUUGAUUACAGCUGCAGUGGACAACAUACCACCGGUAGUAUUGAUUACAGCUGAAGUGGACAACGAACCACCAGUAGUAACAUGCCCAGACAACAUUGCCUUUGAGGUUCCCUUCGGUGGUACUGGCAGGCAGGUUACCUGGCAGCUACCCACUGUCUCUGACAAUUCUGGAAACUUCUUUUUUGUGUCAAGUACCAACAAUCCCAAUGACUUCUUCUCAGUUGGAAGUAACAUAGUAACAUACACCUACAGUGAUGCUGCCAGCAACCAGAAUAGCUGCAGUUUCACAGUAUUGAUUACAGCUGCAGCCACGAAUGUACCUCCUCCAGCUGGAUCGUCUACAAUUAUUAUAGUAAUCAUUAACGUAAUCGUCAUUGUCGUCAUUCUUGUGAUUGUGUGUUUGGUUUACUUUCUGAGAGUUCGAAAGAGGAGACGCCAGCAUUCAAGGCCACAAGAAUCAACACAGAACCAAGAAAUGACCGGUUACGAAAACACAAUAACACCCGUCGAUGUUAUCAACGCCUCUGCAACGGACUAUGAGCCAGUUGGUCAAAAUCAAACAUCUAUAAAUGAACCAGUUGGAGAUAUCCAUUCGUCUCCGACCUAUGAGGAUGUUGGUUUACCUACAUGGGCUAAACCAUGGAGUGUACCCUGGGACAACGUUAUGGUAGGUACUAAAGUACUCGGAAAGGGGCAGUUUGGUGAGGUACGGUAUGGAGGAGUAAUGAUUGAAGGAGAAUUCUGCAAGGCUGCUAUCAAGAAGAAGCUACGAGAGCGUGCGUCCCCAGUCGACAGACAGAAUUUCCUCGACGAAUUCCGAUCCAUGACCAAAAUAAGACGUCAUCCAAACGUCGUCAGGAUUCUUGGUGCAUGUCAACACGAAGGGGAACUUUACGUGGCCAUGGAAUAUCUUCCCAACGGUGACCUUCGUUCCUACCUGAGGAAUGCUCGAUCAAUGGAUGGUGAAGAAUCUCUGUCUUCUGACAAGUUGCUCCAGUUUGCUUUGGAUGUCGCUAAAGGAAUGCAACACCUUGCUACAUCAGGUGUAAUACACCGAGAUUUGGCCGCAAGGAAUAUCCUUCUUGAUGGAAAUCUGAUUGCGAAGAUUUCUGACUUUGGCUUGUCACGAGGAGAAGAUAUCUAUGUACAGGCGUCGAAGACACGUGUUCCAACACGCUGGUUGUCUUUGGAGUCGAUGACCAACAAGACUUAUACUACAAAGAGUGACGUGUGGUCUUAUGGAAUCCUUCUCUGGGAGAUUGCAACUGUUGGUGGUACACCAUACCCGGGAAUACAAACUGGUGUCUUGAGGUCAAAGUUGAAGACUGGAUAUCGCAUGCCUAAACCAACUAACUGCGAUAUUAAGAUCUACGACUUGAUGCUGAAAUGCUGGCAGGAGAAACCGGACGAGCGUCCUUCAUUCAAGAAAAUAGUUUCUGUUCUUACCACAAUGACCGAGAACCAAGAUGAUGAGAUAUACAUGAGCCUUCUUCCGAGAUCUGAAGAGCACAAAUAUGUGAACAUCAGCCCAGAGUUUGAUGACAACUAGGUUUCUUCGAAGGAUCGUUUAGGUGGAUGGUGUUACAUUCGAAUGUUUAAUGUCUAGAUUUCCGAUGAUAGUUUAUGAAGUAUAAAUGUCUGUAGGAAAUACUUUAUAGCAAUCGCAAUAUAUCUUGCGGAGAAAUAUAAGACAUAAUAUGAUAAAGAAACCAAUGACAUAUCUCCGGUCGUUAAUAACGCACAUAACCAUGAACGUAACCAUUAAUAUUUUGCAUGAACAAUUUAACUGAAUUUUCAAAACUAAAAGCAACACCUUUGAAGAAACAAAUUUAGGAACGACGCGAUAAAACAAGU
Molecule: messenger RNA, 4184 nt
Organism: Asterias rubens (European starfish)
Lineage: Eukaryota; Metazoa; Echinodermata; Asteroidea; Forcipulatida; Asteriidae
Product: angiopoietin-1 receptor-like
Exons: 22
Coding region: 217-3879 (1220 amino acids)
Biological process (GO): positive regulation of kinase activity; protein phosphorylation; cell surface receptor protein tyrosine kinase signaling pathway
Cellular component (GO): signaling receptor complex
Molecular function (GO): transmembrane receptor protein tyrosine kinase activity; ATP binding
Source: RefSeq, a predicted model, not a curated record